Messenger RNA from Zingiber officinale, 1400 nucleotides. RefSeq names its product probable mannitol dehydrogenase. Bases 45 to 1145 code for a protein of 366 amino acids. Gene Ontology annotation, molecular function: cinnamyl-alcohol dehydrogenase activity; zinc ion binding. The transcript is spliced from 5 exons. The record is from RefSeq and is a predicted model, not a curated record. NCBI's taxonomy places the organism in Eukaryota, Viridiplantae, Streptophyta, Magnoliopsida, Zingiberales, Zingiberaceae. Gene Ontology annotation, biological process: lignin biosynthetic process.
CAGCCCUCUCUCUAGCCCUAGAACAAUCCGUCGAGGAAUUAGCUAUGGAGAACGGGAAGAACGCCAACACCUCGCCGGAGGGGGCCAACUGCCGCCCGGCUUUCGGAUGGGCCGCCAGAGACACCUCCGGCGUCCUCUCGCCCUUCAACUUCUCCCGGAGGAAAAAUGGGGAGAACGAUGUGACCAUCAAGAUCUUGUACUGCGGCAUCUGCCACUCCGACCUCCACUGCAUCAGGAACGAGUGGCACAACGCCAUCUACCCGAUCGUGCCUGGUCACGAGAUCGUCGGCGUCGUCACCGAGGUGGGCGGCAAGGUGGCCGGGUUCAAGGUGGGCGACCACGCCGGCGUGGGCUGCAUGGUCAACUCCUGCCGCAGCUGCCACGAGUGCGAGCGGCACCUCGAGAACUCCUGCCCCGGGAUGGUCCUGACCUACAACGCCACCGACGUCGACGGCACCAUCACCUACGGCGGAUACUCGGACUCCGUCGUGGUGGAGGAGCACUUCGUGGUGCGGUUCCCGACGGGCAUGCCGCUCGACCGCGGCGCGCCGCUGCUCUGCGCCGGCAUCACGGUCUACAGCCCCAUGAAGCGCUUCGGGUUCGAUGUCCCCGGGAAGCACCUCGGAGUGGUGGGCCUCGGCGGGCUCGGCCACGUCGCCGUCAAGUUCGGCAAGGCCUUCGGCGCCAAGGUGACGGUGAUCAGCACUUCGCCGAGCAAAAAGCAGGAGGCCGUCGAGCGACUGGGCGCCGACGCUUUCCUGGUCAGCAAAGACCCAGAUCAGAUGAAGGCUGCAAUGGGGAGCAUGGAUGGCAUAAUCAACACUGUUUCAGCGUAUCACGAUAUCGUUCCUCUGCUGUCUCUUCUGAAAACUCAUGGAACAAUGGUCAUGGUGGGUGCCCCUGAGAAGCCACUGCAGGUCCCUAUCUUCUGCUUAAUUGGGGGCGGAAGGUGUCUGGCAGGGAGCAACAUUGGUGGAAUUAAGGAGACACAGGAGAUGAUAGAUUUUGCCGCGGAGCACAACGUGGCAGCAGAUAUCGAACUUAUCAGCAUGGAUUAUGUGAAUGAAGCCAUGGAGAGGCUCGCGAAAACGGAUGUCCGCUAUCGAUUUGUUAUCGAUAUCGGGAACACCUUGCACGCUGCUUAAGGAGAUGAGAAGGAUUGUGGCUAAGUAAUUUGAGUUUGGUAUCAUGGUUCUACCUUCUAUUUGCAACACAAGAUAUUGAGUCUAUUGACUGUGUAGUUCUUGGAUAAACAAGAGCUGCUUUGUAUUAUUUUUCUUUUCUUUUUCUUUCUGUUAAAUUUGCAAUGGAAUGCUCGACUAUUAUUAAGUAAUGGAUAUGCUCAGUGUAAGGGUGCAAAGCUGAAUAAUAAGGAAAUAUUAAUAUUUGAGUUCGUAUAA